Messenger RNA from Botrytis deweyae, 837 nucleotides. RefSeq lists its product as uncharacterized. The record is from RefSeq and is a predicted model, not a curated record. The transcript is spliced from 3 exons. NCBI's taxonomy places the organism in Eukaryota, Fungi, Ascomycota, Leotiomycetes, Helotiales, Sclerotiniaceae. Gene Ontology annotation, molecular function: carbon-oxygen lyase activity, acting on phosphates. Bases 1 to 837 code for a protein of 278 amino acids.
AUGGAGUCAUUUGUUCAAUCGACAUUUUCACCUCUGCUCAGAGAGUUGUUUUGCAGAGUUAAGAGGACAUGUUCUCCUCAGAUUUACGAGGCAGUAUUACACGAAAGAGACGGUCUCCUCACGCGUGAUGACGAUUGCGUAUCUUUCGAAUCAACUGUUCGACAGCAUUUCUAUGAACAGCCAUGGAUCAAUCAACGACGAAAAAGAUUCGAAGCCAUCGUUUUCUGUUCAUGUGCAGCACCACGAAUGUGGUUCUCUCCUCGUCUCCCGAGAGAGCUUGAGAUUAUGUACACUAUCUAUUUCAUAUACACAUUCCUUGUUGAUGAUGAGGAACCUCAAGUUUCGGACUACACAUCUCUAGUCACAAUGGAGACUGCCCCGACAUCGUUCAUGGCCAGCUUUCGUUCUCACCUCGAUACGAUGAAGAAACAUUUCUCUGACGAGGAGUAUUGGUACUUCCUGAAAGGAGUUAUCGACUUCAUUCUGAUGACGCGAAUUGAGCAUUUGCUUCACGGUCGUUGCGAAUUGGAGCGAUACAUGUCAUUUGUCAAUGAUCUCUGUAGUUGGUAUAAAGAGAGGGUAGUAGGGGACGAGGUGACAUACGAAGAGAUAAACUCUCACAUUCAAUCUGAGAAUAGCCACAAAGGCUUACAACACCUUCUAGACGAAGCUAUUGGGUGCAUGGAACGAUGUAGAGAGAUCUGCUCGGACGAGACUGAGAUACUAAAGUCAGUCGACUACUUCUUGGUUGGAUAUUUUCAAUGGCAUUUGGUCACUGGACGUUACAAGCUUGCGCCGUUUCUACAGAUUAAUAUAUCAAUGGAGACUGAGUCCUAG